Molecule: messenger RNA, 4901 nt
Organism: Fopius arisanus
Lineage: Eukaryota; Metazoa; Arthropoda; Insecta; Hymenoptera; Braconidae
Exons: 5
Coding region: 464-4702 (1412 amino acids)
Biological process (GO): lipid transport
Molecular function (GO): lipid carrier activity
Source: RefSeq, a predicted model, not a curated record
UCUAAAUAUAGAAGAGGUCGAAGGUCAUUUUAUCACAAAUUACGUUUCACCAUGAAAAUAUUUGUACAAAUAACACUACAAAUUGCAACUGAAGAAUCACCCUCGAAUUAUCGUGUGGAAUUUUUUUCCCACUGGCUAUCCCCUAAUAUUAUGUAUUUUCUCAAUGACUUGGAGAGGGAGAGAAGAAAGAGGAUGACGAACGGAGAGAGUGAGGGGAAAGGAGAAAAAAGAUAUUAGUGUCUGGGGCUACACUGAUAUGAUGUACAAAGAGGACAUGAUGAGAUUGAGGAUAAUCAGCCGAUGGGAUAAUUUAAACUAACACGAGUAAGCUGGGGAUACACAUUGACGUUUAUUAAACUUUGAGAUAGUCGAGCUGUUAACGUACACUCGACCGGGUCAUCAAACAGACCCGUGACUUUUCUGAUUACUUCAGUCGACAUCACUAUUCCCAGCGGUCUCAACAAUGUUGCCUCCAGAUGGGAUUAUGAGGACAUUAAAAAUAUCAUGGAUAUUAUUGCUGAUGGCUGGGACAGGGGAUGCGAGUGAUUUAUUCGAGAAUGGAAAGAGGUACACGUACUCUUACUUCACGGAAGUGAAUUCCGGCUCGUUGCUGCCAUCGAGAGCGGCUUCCACCUGGGGAUUGAAAGGAAUUCUCGACGUGGAGACGACGGAUACAGCUGCAGUUGUCCAGCUGCACUCGGUGGAGACGUUCCUCCGCAAUGGCCUGGACAAUCGAGAAGAAUCCAGGUUCACGAGGAAAAACAUUGCAGACCUGGAGAGGCCUUUUCGAUUGAUCUACAAAGACGGAUUGAUCGCCAAUUUUAGUGCGUCAACUGAAGCUGUCUGGGCGAUCAAUAUCCAGAGAAGUAUUGCUGGUGUUCUCCAGCUUGAUUUAGUUACUCUCGACAAAGAAGUGGCUUUCCAUUCUCUGGAGAAUAAUCACUACGGGAAAUGUAAUAUCGAAUAUGUGGUGGCUCCGGAUGGUGAUAAUGAGAUGGUUAUAAGGAAAUUUUUCGAUCCUCGCACGUGUCAAGGCCAUCCACACAGAACUUGGACCAAUGUACCGAGAUUAGAGUGUCCAAAUAGAGAUGAGAAUCCAGUGAUAAAAUCCAGUGAACGACUGUACAAAGUUGUGACACAGCAGAACACCACGAAAAUCACCCUGAUCAAUGCAACGGGAGAAAUCUAUAUCCAACCAUUUCGAAGCCUCGGCGAGGCUCAAUUCCUAUCAACAAGACAGAUAAUCGAGUUGACGGGAGUAACGGACUCACGCCACACGGUGUACACUGAAAAAUUUACUGAAGUAUAUCUCCAGCAUGAACUGGCCGAGAAUGAUUUAUCUCAGGGGCGAGGGGUUCCCUCGAAAGAUAAAAUAUUCAAAUGGAUAUCGACUCUCCUAGACCGUCUGAGUCAGCGAUUAGAGAAUCCAGGUCUAGAUACCGAUAUAGAUCAUCUUCACAACAAUACGAUAUCGAUUUUACUGUACUACCUGGGGCAAUUGGAUAGGUCCGACCUGCAGGCGGCAUACAGGAACAUCUCGGGUACGAGCUACAAAGAGGAGACAAUCCGCAAUAUGUUCCUGGAGACACUUCCCCAGAUAGGAACGAAGGAGUCAGCGUUGUUUAUCCUGGAGCUCAUCCAGAAGAACAAAGUCUCAGACAUAACAGCGAUGCAAUUAUUAACACAACUGCCCUUUCAUAUUAGAAAGCCAGAUGUUCAGCUGCUGGUGGGUCUCCAGCCUCUGAUUAAUCUCGCAAGCAAGACAUCGCCGGAGGUGAGUAACACGGGAAUUCUGACGUUUGGAACUCUCAUCUACAGGACUUGCCUGGUGUACUGUCCCUACGAGAUGCUCGACGACUACGUUCGCCUGUAUCUCGACAAGUUCACUGAGAGCAACGUCUACGAGAAGAAAAUGAUUUGGCUGGAGGGUCUAUCGAAUAUUCAGCUGGGAAAAGUAGUCGAGUUCCUGGAACCAAUUGCCAGUGGAAACAGCGUGGACUCGAGGCACCUGCGGGUACUAGCAGCCUGGGCAUCACUACCAACAGCUCCACUCAGGCCUGACGUUAUUUACCCCGUCUACUGGCCCAUCCUGGUGAACAGGACUGAGCACCUGGAGAUGAGAAUAGCUGCCCUGACUCUCCUGAUUGUUUCAAAUCCCUCAGCCAAUCGAAUUAUCUCUCUCUACUGGUACAUCCAGAGUGAACCCAACGUUCAUCUCUACAAUUACUUCUACACGAGUCUCAAGUCCAUGGAGAGUACGACAUUUCCCUGCUACAGGCACAUUCGAGCAAUCGCUGGCCAGUUCACGAGAAUUCUCAGGAAACCAGACAAAAGUAAUCCUGUUGUCACUGGUCAUUAUCUCUUUGAUUAUCAGGACACGAAGAGGAACUUUGGGGCUAUGGUACAGAGUAUCAUCAUCGCGAGCCCUUUCUCGAAUAUUCCGGAAGUCGCUUAUUUCACGUUGAACUCCCACGGCAGUGGAACGACAUUCAACGAUUUUUCGUUGUACGUCAAGGCCACAGGGCUGAUGCAGUCCCUGUCGAGGUACCUGGAGAGCCCGACGAGGAUCAAGGAUAUCCUCAAGGAAUUUAAAUUCAAUAAAAAGCAGAGAGAGCACAUACAUCUCGAGCUGAUCGUCAGAGUCCAGCAGAAGGCUGUCCUCUGUCUUCAUUUCAAUGAAAGCAACAUUGCUAAUGCUGUUUCUUAUUUAUCUGCACUCCCAGAUAAUACCUAUCACAUCUAUAAGAAUAUGGAGUUCCACGUGAAUCAGCAGAGGAUCAAUGUCCCUCUGACUAUCGAAUCAGUUCAGGCCAGCGACCUGGGGACAACUGUUCGAAUGGCAGCCACUGCCACCUCCCUUUUCUCGAUGAGGGGUAAUUUCACUCACUUCCCCGGGGGCAGAAGUAAUCACGUAAUUUUUCGAACUGCUAUUCAUGGGACGCAGACUGUGGAGACUUACAAUCCAAUAAUCGAUGUGUGGCACGCAGCAGAACGUGCGUUAUCCAUUCACGGGUAUCUCCCAGCGAAUGUCACUGUUGGACUCACUGAUAAAUUAUUUUUAUCUUACAAUACACCAGCGGAGUACCUCAGGACUGGUGUGACAAUUCACACGAGAACAGCCACGACGAUCAGGGGAAUGGAGGCAAAGCGGAAGAUGUCUGAAAUCUGUUCGAAAUGCUCUCUUCGGCACACCGUGAGAAAAGGAGGUGAUAUGCUGCAGGACAAAGUCGUCUUCGAGACUAUAGUCCCCGAAUUAGGUGGGAGACUGCAGUUCAAGGUUUUUGAUUGUGAGAAGCAAGUGAGCUCCAGCGAUUUACUGAGUGACAUUCUCUCCCAUCACCACAGCAAUCACCACUCAUUGACAGCAGCCAGAAUUCCCCUGAUGGGGAUUCACCUGCUGGAUUAUCUGACGUACGUUUCACCGAGUGGCAGCUGUGGCUUGUCAUUCUACAUCGAGCCAGUCAAUAUUCAGCCCUCCGAGGUGAGACUGGAGGCAUUGAAAAAUGGAAAUCGAUACAUGUUAUCGUUGACGAGGAGUGAGCUCGAGUCCAGGGAGAUCCUUCAGCAGUGGACCGUGGCAGGUCUCUAUGAAUCCAUCAGUUGGCUGUCUGAUACUGUCAAGAUCAAGGCCAGCAAGACUGUGAGCAGUGACAGGGUAUUCAAGUUCUGUGUGAAAAUUGACAGGCUCAUCCCCUGGAGCUGGGACUUGCUGAGCACAAAACACUCGGAGCCAGCGUCUCUGGAUAUCCAGAUGGUAUGGGGUUACGCGGAUUCUGCCCAGGGCAAGUGCACGGGAUCGAGUUUAUCGAUGAAUCUCGCGGCUGAGGUCAGCGAGGAACAGAUUGAGGAGAGUAAAGAGGAUGUCUGGCCUUACAAACAGUGCAGACAGCAGUCGUAUGAGAAAAAUAUUGUCCCCUACACUCCAGCUUGUUACGAGGCCUCCAGAGAACUCUCCACCCUCAGGAGAUACCAGAUUUUCGUCUCCUAUGAAAAUUUGCCGGAUGAGAUGAUGGGGCUACUCAGGAGGAUGAGGGCACUCUAUGACGUCAUCGGGGGAAACAGUAGCUAUGUCAGGAGUGACAAUCAAUUUGUCAUCGUAGCGACUUUUCCCAAGGACCCCACGGAGGCUACGAUGAGUGUUAACAGAAAUCAAGUUCCUAUUCAAUAUGACAGAGACCUGGUGGACUCGAUCCUCGCCAGGACGAGGCUUCAUCGGUACAUCGAUAAUAUUGUUCGUCGAGCUCUCUUCAGUUUCUGCAGUGUCACGCGGGAGAGCAUUAUAUCUACUAGAAAUGCCACGAAAUCCACAGAAAACGACAGGGAGUAUCUCGCUUUGGGCCACUGCAAUGAUCGAAACCCUGGAUUCGCUCUGACAGUGAAAAUUCAGGAAGCAGGACUGUUUCUGAUGAUUUACGAUGCACUCGACAAUGUCACGAUUAUUCCAGAAGGGGAUGGAGUGGUGAUAUCCAAUUACGAAAAGAAGGUCAUGAUCAGUAGGAAUUUCGAGUGGACUGGAUUGAAUUCUAAGAGGUUCAGAAUGGACAGGCAGUCGGUUCAUGUAUUCCUAAGCAAUAUUCUCACGUUUGUUCACUACACGCAGGAUCAGAUACUCCUCUUCUUCCCUAAUUAUAUUCAAGAAUUUGCGUGUGGCGUUUGUACUGCCAGCAGUUUUGACGACGACGGGAUGUACGAGAGGCUCUGAUAGUUUUAUGUAUCGAAUUAUGUUAUUUAUAGGUGUAGGUGAGAGAAAAUGUUCGUCUACAGGAAUAAAGAUCGUUUUUUUAAAUAAGGAGUCACAUAACAAUCACGCUUUGGGUGACUCAGAAGUUCAGGAGUGAAGACAAUAAUAAUAGUGAUAACAAUAACUUACAAAAAGUACGAGGAACACGAUUUUCUAAUGA